UGGUGGCGGGUCCAUGGGAUUACAAGGUUUUAGAGAGGUUUGAACCUCAUCCGCAUCAUCCGAGUGAGUGACGCAGUGGUCUCUCUCUGCCUGAAACAACGAAAGAGGGAUUGAAAAAUUGAUUGAGAGAGUAAAAUGACAUUGGCAUAUUCAUUCCCCAGUCCACAACUUCACGCAUUCGACAACAGCACCAGGAAUCAACUUCACCGCCUUCAGAUAAAAAGAAAGCCUCACAAAACCCUCCAUUUUCUCGUAAUCUCAACCUCUUCCCCUUCCUCAACGCUCUUCUCAUGUUCCUCUUUCCCCCUCACUCACUCCACUCAAAUCCUUCAAUUCCGCCACCCUCACCUUCUCUCCACCAACGGCAACUUCGUAGUCGAAGACGUCGUCGCCUUCGAGGACGAGCCCAGGAGGAUCUUCGUCCAGGAACCGCCCUGGAUUUCGUCGCUUUUGCUCAAGGGAUGGCUGAUGCGAGCGGAACAAGAGCAAGAGGAAGAGGCCAGGAAGAAGGAAAAGGAGAAGGAAAAGGAGAAGGAAAAGGAGAGGGAGAAGCACAAUUCGCUCAGGCGCCGACAGAUUGAGGCCGAGACCGAGGCGUGGGAGAGGAUGGUGGAGGAGUACAGGGAAUUGGAGAGGGAGAUGCGCCAGAAGAAGUUGGCGCCCAAUUUGCCGCACGUGAAGGCGCUUCUAUUAGGCUGGUUCGAGCCGUUCAGGGAGGCCGUGGCUGCGGAGCAGACGGCGCACCGUGCUCGGCCUAAGAAGCAGCAGGAUUCCAUUGCUCCACAUGUGGAUGACUUGCCGGCUGACAAGGUGGCGGUUAUUGUGAUGCAUAAGAUGAUGGCUAUGGUAAUGGAGAAUGAGGAAGGGUGUGUUCAGCUUGUUCAUGCUGCUGUUCAUGUUGGCAUUGCCUUGGAACAAGAGGUUAGGAUUCAUAGGUUCAUUGAAGGAAAUAAAAGUAGCCAGAGUAAGAAGACAGAGGCUGGUGCUGAAGAUGGUUCAGAUAGUGACACAGAGAAACAAAGGAAGUAUUUAAACAGUUUAAUUAAAAAAAAUAGACUGAAAGAAGUGCAGAUGGUAUUGAGAAAAGAAGAAUGUUGUCCUUGGAGCCGGGACACCCAGGCUAAGCUGGGAAGCCGAUUAAUAGAAUUAUUAAUUGAAACAGCAUAUGUACACUCUCCGGUUAAUCAGUCUGCCGAUACUCCGCCUGAUAUUCGACCUGCUUUCAGGCAUGGGUUUAAAGCUGUACCAUGGCAUCCAGGGCAAAAAUUUUCAAAGAAGUAUGGCGUUAUACAAUGUGAUCCCUUAAUCCUAGCUGGGCUUGAAAAAUGUGCUAAGCACAUGUUAAUACCUUACAUGCCAAUGCUAAUACCUCCCAAAAAAUGGAAAGGAUAUGACAAGGGAGGGCACUUGUUCUUACCAUCUUAUAUCAUGCGUACUCAUGGCUCUAGGAAGCAGCUAGAUGUAAUGAAGAAUGUCAAAGGGGCACAAAUGCAAAAAGUUUUUGAGGCCUUGGAUAUUCUUGGCAGCACCAAAUGGCGAGUAAAUAGAAGAUUGCUUGGAGUUGUAGAGGCCAUCUGGGCUGGAGGAGGUAACAUUGCAGGACUGGUCGACUGUAAAGAUGUGCCUUUACCAGAUAAGCCACCUGUAGAGGAUUUAAAGCAAAUUCAAGAGUGGAAAUGCAGAGUAAGGAAGGCAAAAAAAAUUAAUCUAGAACGGCAUUCUCUAAGAUGUGACACUGAACUUAAGCUUUCUGUGGCACGAAGAAUGAAAGAUGAGGAAGGAUUUUAUUAUCCACACAAUCUUGACUUCCGUGGCAGAGCAUAUCCUAUGCAUCCUCAUUUGAAUCAUUUAGGUUCUGAUCUGUGUCGAGGACUCCUUGAAUUUGCUGAAGGGCGGCCAUUAGGAAAGUCUGGACUACAGUGGCUGAAGAUACACCUUGCAAAUUUGUAUGCUGGUGGUAUUGAGAAGAUGUCUUAUGAUGGGCGCCUAGGGUUUAUAGAGAAUCAUAUUCAUGAUAUAUUCGAUUCUGCUGAUAACCCUAUUAAUGGAAAUCGUUGGUGGUUAACGGCUGAGGAUCCUUUCCAAUGUCUUGCUGCUUGUAUUAAUCUAUCAGAAGCCUUAAGAAGCUCAUCACCAAAUUCGGUUCUCUCGCAUCUGCCAAUUCAUCAGGAUGGUUCCUGUAAUGGCUUACAGCACUAUGCAGCUUUGGGAAGAGAUAACCUGGAGGCUGCGGCAGUUAACUUGGUUGCUAAAGAAAAACCUGCUGAUGUUUACACAGAGAUUGCUGUUAGGGUUUAUGAUAUAAUGAGGCGAGACAGCAACAAAGACCCAGAUACCUUUCCAAAUGCUUUAUUGGCGAAGGUGUUGAUUGAUCAGAUUGAUAGGAAACUGGUCAAACAGACAGUAAUGACUUCUGUCUAUGGUGUUACUUAUAUUGGGGCACGGGAGCAAAUUAAGCGAAGAUUAGAGGAGAAAGGUCUCAUUACCGAUGAUAGACUCUUAUAUUCUGCAGCUUGCUAUGCUGCUAAGGUGACAUUGGCUGCCCUUGGAGAAGUUUUUGAAGCUGCACGUGGCAUUAUGGGUUGGCUUGGCGAUUGUGCUAAGGUGAUUGCUUCUGAAAACCAGGCUGUUUGCUGGACCACUCCUCUUGGUCUUCCUGUUGUACAACCGUACUGCAAAACUGAACGUUAUCAGAUCCGAACAUCUCUUCAGCUUUUGGCUUUGCAGAGGGAAGGAAGUGCGGUAUCUGUCAAGAAACAGAGAAGUGCAUUUCCUCCUAACUAUGUACAUUCAUUGGAUAGUUCACACAUGAUGAUGACUGCUCUAGCCUGCAGUGAUGCUGGCUUAUGUUUUGCAGGGGUUCAUGAUUCAUUUUGGACACACCCAUGCGAUGUUGAGCAAAUGAAUCAGAUUCUUAGAGAAAAAUUUGUGGAGCUUUAUAACAUGCCUAUACUUGAAAAUUUGCUUGAGGAUUUCCAGACUACGUAUCCAGGAUUGGAUUUCCCUUCAUUGCCAAGGAGAGGUGAUUUUGAUUUACGGAAGGUUCUUGAUUCUCCAUACUUCUUCAACUGAUCAAUUCUCUACAAUCAUUAUAAGUUGCUGUGGAGGCAUUCUUUACCUCUACAAUCAACAUCUGGGGCGUUCCUGUUUUGAAUGUGGAGAUGGGAACUAUGACCCGACAUUGCUUCUGGAGAAGGUCAAGAAGGAAAGAAAAUAAGUUCUGAUAGUACUUUGAAGUAGUGUCUUGCUCUAGAAUGCUCAGAACUUAAUACUAAUUUGAAGAUUUAUAUGCGGUGGCUUCAGGUAGAGAUAAGCUUAUCGCCCCUGAAAUUUAUAAUCAACAUUCAGGGAAGGAAAUUUACCACGAAAUUUUAAUGUUGGUGAUAUCCCAAUACCUGAAUUGAGUUGCUGCUGGGCAAUAGACGUGGCUAGUGCUAAAUGCUUGCAGCAGAAUCUUUUGUACAGUGCGGAACCUAGGGCCAGAGCUAACCUUGACAAUGCAAAAGAUUUUUUCUUUUUACAUGUAAAAUAUAUGAUAGAUGUAUUAUAGUGUAGAUCAGAGGAAGUUUGUUACGAAUACAAACCAAUGUUAUUUCUGAUUUCUAAUAAUUAUUUACAUGGAAUUCAAUUAUAUAGUGUAUUAUAUUGAGAACAAAAACAAACGGAAGGUAGAGUUCAUCCUUUUCAAUCU
Molecule: messenger RNA, 3691 nt
Organism: Abrus precatorius (Indian licorice)
Lineage: Eukaryota; Viridiplantae; Streptophyta; Magnoliopsida; Fabales; Fabaceae
Product: DNA-directed RNA polymerase 3B, chloroplastic
Exons: 19
Coding region: 136-3072 (978 amino acids)
Biological process (GO): mitochondrial transcription
Cellular component (GO): mitochondrial DNA-directed RNA polymerase complex
Molecular function (GO): DNA binding; DNA-directed RNA polymerase activity
Source: RefSeq, a predicted model, not a curated record